AUGGCGACUGCUCUCCGCCCAGCAGCAGCAUCGCGCUGCCUCCUUUCCCAGGCCCGAGUCGUCAUCCCCCAGAAGCGCAACUUUGCCACCACAAUCUCAGAAACUCCGCCCGCAACGACCACAUCCUCCACUCCCCGCGCCGCCACCGCUUUCACAGACCGGCUCAACAGCGGACCCUCCUUCGGCGACUUCGUCUCUACUCCGAAGGAAAAGAUCCUCACACCCUCCGAACUCUACGAACUCCGCGAAGUAGAAAUUGGCCCGGCCGGCCGUAAGAGAAAACACACUCGACUACCCUCAUGGCUGCAAACCCCUGUGCCCUCGAACAACAACUACAAAAAGAUCAAACAGGACUUGAGGGGUCUAGGCUUACACACCGUGUGCGAAGAAGCUCGAUGUCCUAACAUCAGUGAUUGCUGGGGCGGAUCCAGCAAGAGUGCCGCGACAGCGACAAUCAUGUUGAUGGGAGAUACGUGCACGCGCGGUUGUCGAUUCUGUUCCGUGAAGACGAGUAACAAGCCUGCGGCGUUGGAUCCUCAUGAACCGGAAAAUACAGCGGAGGCACUCAAGCGGUGGGGAUUGGGAUAUGUGGUUCUGACAUCAGUAGAUCGGGAUGAUUUGGCCGAUGGAGGAGCCGCACAUUUCGCAGAAACAAUCAUGAAGAUCAAGAGCAAAGCGCCCCAAAUACUCGUGGAAGCGCUCACUGGGGAUUUCGCAGGAGAUUUAGAAAUGGUCCGCAAAGUAGCCACCAGCGGACUAGACGUGUACGCACACAAUGUGGAGACAACCGAAGCUCUGACAUCCCAGGUCCGAGAUCGACGAGCAACAUUCCCACAAAGUCUCUCCGUCCUCCGAGCUGCCAAGCUGGCAAAACCCAGCCUCAUCACCAAAACCAGCAUCAUGCUCGGCCUCGGCGAAGAAGAAGACCAACUCUACCAAACACUCCGCGACCUCCGCAAAGCCGACGUGGACGUCGUCACCUUCGGCCAAUAUAUGCGUCCCACGAAACGACACAUGAAAGUCCACACAUACGUCACGCCCGCGACAUUCGAGCUGUGGAGACAAAGAGCUCUGGACAUGGGUUUCUUAUAUUGCGCUUCUGGCCCCCUCGUUCGAAGCUCAUACAAGGCGGGUGAAGCGUUUAUCGAAAAUGUCCUCAAGAAGAGGGCGGCGAACCAAACUACUACUACGACUACAACUACUCCUGAUCCGAAUUCACUCCCGGAGAUGCUAAGAUGUUAAAAAGGAGAGAUAUAUAAAGCUACGUUAUGAAAAAUUCCAGAGAAAUGGGAACAUUACGGGUAGAAAGGAUGCACCCGGGGGUACAUUGGUUCGGUGUUGAUAUUUCCAUGCCUAGGUGUGCAUACUUGAGGUCAGGUAGCGACCAGG
Sphaerulina musiva SO2202 is the source of this 1389-nucleotide messenger RNA. Its product is annotated as Lipoyl synthase. Gene Ontology annotation, molecular function: lipoate synthase activity; 4 iron, 4 sulfur cluster binding. NCBI's taxonomy places the organism in Eukaryota, Fungi, Ascomycota, Dothideomycetes, Mycosphaerellales, Mycosphaerellaceae. The record is from RefSeq and is a predicted model, not a curated record. The transcript has a single exon. Gene Ontology annotation, biological process: lipoate biosynthetic process. Gene Ontology annotation, cellular component: mitochondrion. Bases 1 to 1242 code for a protein of 413 amino acids.